AUUUUGCUUUGUGCUUCAGCUUGCAGGAAUUGUGGGAGGCGCUUCCGUGAAGAAAUGGACCAGUGUGUAUGAUCAUGGGGCCUCCUUGCUAACCAUCACCACCUGCUCUCCUUGAUAAGGGAGAGAGCGUGGGUCAGGGGAGAAGGAAAAGAGGCCAACAUGAAGCUAAAGCAGCGAGUCGUGCUGUUAGCCAUUCUUCUUGUCAUCUUUAUCUUCACCAAGGUUUUCCUGAUUGACAAUUUAGAUUCAUCAGCUGCCAACCGGGAGGACCAGAGGGCUUUUCACCGAAUGAUGGCUGGCCUGCGGGUGGAGCUGACGCCCAAGCUGGACCACACCUUGCAGUCUCCCUGGGAGAUUGCAGCCCAGUGGGUGGUUCCUCGGGAAGUGUACCCCGAAGAGACACCAGAGCUGGGGGCGAUCAUGCAUGCCAUGGCCACCAAGAAAGUUGUUAAAGCUGAUGUGGGUUAUAAAGGGACACAGCUAAAAGCCUUACUGAUCCUCGAAGGAGGACAGAAAGUUGUCUUCAAACCCAAGCGGUAUCAGCGGGACUAUGUGGUAGAAGGGGAGCCGUACGCAGGUUACGAUAGACACAACGCAGAGGUAGCAGCCUUUCACUUGGACAGGAUUCUGGGUUUCCGCCGAGCCCCGUUGGUGGUGGGCAGAUUUGUUAAUCUGCGGACAGAAAUCAAGCCUGUUGCCACGGAGCAGCUCUUAAGCACCUUCCUCACCGUAGGAAAUAACACUUGUUUCUAUGGAAAGUGUUAUUACUGUCGAGAAACAGAGCCAGCUUGUGCAGAUGGAGACACAAUGGAGGGCUCUGUCACGCUUUGGCUUCCAGAUGUGUGGCCUCUGCAGAAACACCGACACCCGUGGGGCAGGACUUACCGCGAGGGCAAACUGGCUAGGUGGGAGUAUGAUGAGAGCUACUGCGACGCUGUGAAGAAAACGUCCCCUUAUGACUCCGGCCCACGCCUCUUGGAUAUCAUCGACACAGCUGUCUUUGAUUACCUGAUUGGCAAUGCUGACCGUCAUCACUAUGAGAGCUUUCAAGAUGAUGAAGGCGCCAGUAUGCUCAUCCUUCUCGAUAAUGCCAAAAGCUUUGGAAACCCCUCGCUGGAUGAGAGAAGCAUUCUUGCCCCUCUCUAUCAGUGCUGCAUCAUUCGGGUUUCCACCUGGAACAGGCUGAACUACCUGAAGAACGGUGUGCUGAAGUCGGCCUUAACGUCUGCCAUGACACAUGACCCCAUCGCCCCCGUCCUCUCCGAUGCUCACCUGGACGCCGUGGACCAGCGGCUCCUGAGCGUCCUGGCCACCGUGAAGCAGUGCACUGACCAGUUUGGGAUGGACACUGUGCUGGUGGAAGACAGGAUGCCACUCUCCCACUUGUAAUUCUCACCACAAAAUAAGUGAAACUUCUUUUUACAAAGAUAGAGAAACAGCACAAUCAAUUCCAGAUGGUGUGAGAUGGAUUGGAAAUCGCCAGCAGCGAGUUCUGGUGAGGGGGGCAAGGUGGCCUUGGAUUUCUUUGGUGUUUUCCAGAGUAGAAACUAAAGCAAAGACUACAAGUUUAGACCACAGAAAUGAUCCUGCUGAAUCACCCUUGGACUUCCUCGGCACUGCCCCUUCUAGCAGUGGGCAUCAUCGUGGGUCAGUCUUAAUUUUCAUGCCAAGGGACAGACGGUGUGACGUUUGGAUUGGUUCUGGAGUGUGUAUUUUGAGUUCAUCCUUAAAGUUCUUUUGCCACACCUGUGGAUUUUUCUGAAAACACUUUGCAAUCUAGUGAGUCCUUUUUUACCAGGACUAACCAAAUUGGGAAUUUUACUGCCUCCUGAGGAGUGGCAGCAAGUAGUACCUGGCAUUCUUUUGAGCCAAAAGGGUGUGCCCUGUUGGAGGGGAUGUUUUCUAAGGUAGAAGUAGAAGGAAGGACAAAAGCAGGAAAGGUGUUUGGGCUUUUAAGUAAUUAGGCGGUCGUGUUUUUUAUCAUUCUUAGAGGUGGGAAGGAGAGACAGAGACCCACUCAUUAGAACUGGAACUGGAGAGGUGACUGAAUUAGUGAAAAACAGGUUCCCCUGUGUUCACAUCCUUAAGGUGUGUAAAAGUCAAUGUGACUUGUACCUAAGUAAAAUCUGCGUUCUCUCAGUUGUGUCCAAAUUAACCAAAAAAUUGUCUCUAGAGAACUAUUGUUAUAACCCAAGCACGAUUCUCUUAUGGAGGCUUUUUUCCUUCUGCCCAAAGGAGGCAAAUCCUUUCCAAAUUAACAAAGCCAACUGAAAUAUAAUAUCUUGAAUAAGAGUUAGGUUGCCUGCAAUCUCUGCCAUUCUGAUUUCUCUUCUGGAAUGAAUUUCCACCUCUCCCUUUAAGGCAUUUGAAGCUGCUGUUCCCAAGAGAUUGGCAAUCCUGAUUGUGCCUUUCUUGUAAGAAAAGCCAGCUCCCUCCUACAGAUGAUAAUGUACAUCUUGCUGGUGUCUGGACCUGUCUUAAGAUUUGAGCCAUUGCGGACGACUGGAAACAAAGAAUUUAAGCCUUCUGAGCCUUAAAACUAAGGAGGUUGUACCAGGAAGAGCCUUAAGAUUUUGAUUUAUAUCAAACACUAAUUUCAUUAUUUAUCUUGUUUGGAGUCCUGAACCCAUGAUGUAGUACUGUUCUUGCAUCUCAUGUUAGCACUCAAAUGUCAGGUUCUGGGUUCCAGCCAAGAGCUCUGAUAUGUAAGCAGUUGCAGUAAAAUACAGGACCCGAGGACGACAGGCCUGGUGUGCCCAUCGCUGUGUGCUCCUGUCCCGCAUCUCGUCUGGGUGCCGUCCCGCUCUGGCGCUUCUUCCAGGCAGAGGCUAAUACUUAAACAGUGUGGGUGAAUACAUUUAAUACCAGCCAUUGAAGACCAGUUUUAAGCAACCACCUUUUCAAAAACAGUUUAGAAUUUAUGCUCCAAUGUCCUGGCAUUGAGAGGUAACAGUAACCUGUAACUACUUUAAAACAGCAUGAAAUUAGGAUACUUCUGUGCUUUCUAUAUACAUUUUGAGAUGUACACAAGAAUGGGCUGAGUUAUAAGAAAAAAAAAAGUAUUGCAUUUAAGAAGACAGAUAUUAGCACAGAACAGUGCAAUUGUGUUAAAAGGAGGUGUUGAUUCCAAUUUUAAGGCCAUUUACUGUGUUCGGCCAGAGAAAUUCACAAUUGAGCUUGAGGCUGCCUUGGAUGGUGCGUGCCCCAAAGUGUCAGGGAGCCAGCUAGCAGAAGCCUGGAGAGUCAGCGCCACUCUACUUGGUAAGCGUUAGUUGAAUUAAAUUAUGGACAAGUGUUCUUUCAAACACUUUAGUAUGCCACAGUGGAAUGAAUGAGAACCAUUCUCAAACUGGUCACUUUAUUUGUUGUUAAAGGCAGAAGAGUGCUAAGGAAAAGAGCAGGAAGGAAAGCUGCUUUGGAAGUGUCUCAUCCUUGUCCAAAACAUCGCUGAAAAUGUGUAAUUUCAUUCUCUUGCCCUACUGCUUUAAAAUUCAUGAUCUUAAAAGGUGUUCAGAUCUGUAGUGAUUAAAGUUAGAAUUAUGCUAAUAGAGUGGUGUGACGUAACACUGAGAAUAUACAUUUACAUUCUAAGUCAGGUUUGGAUUAAGGUGGGAAAGUAUGUUUAGGUGAAUCGUGGCGAGAAUCAACCAUAAAUAUAUAGCCCUAAAAUUCACAAAUGGCUAAAUUCUGUCUGAGAAAAAGAGGUAGAUAACUUUUUAAAAGGUUUGUAACACUGUCCUCUAUGAUUUAUUUUUUAGAAUCUAGCACUGUUAAAUCAAACAACCCAUUGGGAGGGUUUUGGUCAUUCCGAAGUAGGGCGUGCCUAGCUAAUAUCUAAAGGUAGGUAGGCGUGGAUACAAUUUAAUAUUAUAAAACUAGGAAAAUCAGAACUGACUACUAUGUCCUGUCCUUCUCAUACUUCUGAAAUAUGUUUAUUCCAGAGUUUGAGUGGGGAAACAUAAGUAUAGAGGUUUCAUUCUAAAACUGUUCUUUAAUAUGAGGCUUUAUUGUGGGUUUGCCCAUAAAUAAUUUUCUGUGCAAAGCAAAUUAACAGGAUCUGAUUUGCUCAGAGUAUUGUUCAGUAAUACAUUAGUAAGGCAGUUCUCCUUGUUUGCACUCAGGAUUAAUACAUCAAAUGAAAUUUAAGAAGGAAAUGGGAGAAUUUGGGUACAUUCAUUGCAUAUUAUUUUGGGAAAGAUGAAUCCUAUACAUGGCAGUUUUUCAAUGUGACCUGAAGGCAGCAUGUUCUUCCAAAGAAAUCCAUCUUUUCUCAAAAAGACAGGCUUUUGGCUUCCCCCUCCCCUCUACCAUAUUCCUUCAUCCUCCCUUCUCAAUGGUUCCUGUAUUCUUUUUUGACCAGUAAAUGGCCACACUUCAAUGAUGGUAAAACAGCAUCUGUCAGUGAGCUGUCUUGUAUGAGUACGCUUGAGCUUCAGGAAACGUGAGUAAAGGUAUAUGUAUGUAUAUAGUCAUAUGUAUUUUAGCAAGAGAAAACAUAUUUAUUUUGACACAGGGAAACACUGACUUACGUUGCUGAAGAGCUUGAAGCUAGCAAAGGUUCUCUUCUCAGUCCCUGAGAGCUGAUGCUCAGUGACAUAAAGACCAUUCACUCGGCAGACGCCUGCUAGCAGCCCUGGCUACGCACACGAAGGAGCCAGGUCUGACUUCAUGCAACCUCUUUACAGGGAAGGCCAGUUUCUCUCCCUCCAAUUCCUCGAGUCUGGGUUGAAAAGGUAGGGGCUGGGUACUAUACUGCCACAGGUUUUUAAGGAACUAAGGUGUUACUCACAAAUACAGAAUGUUUUGGGGGAACUGGGAAUUACUGGGAAGCUAAUUUAUUUGCUUAAAAGGGCGGUGUACAAACCACCCUGUUUUGACCUGCCAAGGAUUUCCUCUCAGAGCUGUUGCACAAAUAGAGGUUGUGCUUGGGCAGACACCAAACAAGACAGAUGUGCACCUAAAUUUCUAAUGUUUCAAUUCUAUUCAAUUCAUGGGUUUCAAUUCUAAAAAAUAAAAAUAAAAUGAAUAAAGAUUUUAAUAAGUA
Hipposideros armiger (great roundleaf bat) is the source of this 5044-nucleotide messenger RNA. RefSeq names its product FAM20B glycosaminoglycan xylosylkinase (gene FAM20B). Bases 160 to 1389 code for a protein of 409 amino acids. NCBI's taxonomy places the organism in Eukaryota, Metazoa, Chordata, Mammalia, Chiroptera, Hipposideridae. Gene Ontology annotation, cellular component: Golgi apparatus. The transcript has 7 exons. Gene Ontology annotation, molecular function: phosphotransferase activity, alcohol group as acceptor. Gene Ontology annotation, biological process: proteoglycan biosynthetic process. The record is from RefSeq and is a predicted model, not a curated record.